Teleopsis dalmanni is the source of this 857-nucleotide messenger RNA. RefSeq names its product DNA polymerase theta-like. The record is from RefSeq and is a predicted model, not a curated record. NCBI's taxonomy places the organism in Eukaryota, Metazoa, Arthropoda, Insecta, Diptera, Diopsidae. Gene Ontology annotation, molecular function: DNA binding; DNA-directed DNA polymerase activity. Gene Ontology annotation, biological process: DNA-templated DNA replication; double-strand break repair via alternative nonhomologous end joining. The transcript is spliced from 5 exons. Bases 30 to 857 code for a protein of 275 amino acids.
ACACAUUUACUUCCACUGGACGCAUAUCAAUGGUGGAACCAAAUUUACAAAAUGUUGCUAAGAACUUUGAAGUAUAUACAGGAGAAGAUAGUGAUAAUUUGGAAAUAUCUUGUCGUCGUGCAUUUUACCCAACAGAUCCAAAGCGCUGGCUUAUAUCUAUUGAUUUUUGUCAACUAGAGAUGCGCAUACUAGCGCAUUUAUCGAAGGACCCUGCAUUAUUAGAAGUUAUGCGUACGAAAAAGGAUAUUUUUACUGCUAUAGCCGCAAGUUGGUAUAAAGUAUCCGAUGAUAAUGUUACAGACCAAUUAAGAAAUGAUACCAAGAAAAUAUGUUACGGCAUUGUGUAUGGCAUGGGUAUGUGUAGUUUAGCAGAUUCUCUUAAAUGCACUGAAGAACAGGCCAAUUUGCUCUCAAGAGAAUUUCAUGCUGCAUAUCCUUAUAUUAGAACUUAUGCAGAGAAAAUUGUAAGAUUUGCACGAAUCAAUGGUUAUAUUGAGACUAUAACUGGGCGUCGACGUUAUGUGGAAAACAUCAACAAUGCUGAUAUAAGAAUUAAAAACCAAGCUGAGCGUCGUGCCAUUAAUGCAAGUAUUCAGGGCUCUGCGGCUGAUAUAGUGAAAAGAGCUAUUUUGCUUACGGAGAAAAAUAUACAAAAAUAUAGUUCAGAUUUGGGUAUUGAAGAGAAUUCAGUAAGAUUAGUUUUGCAUGUGCAUGACGAAUUAAUUUUCGAAGUACCAAAAGACAAAGCAAAACACAUCGCUAAAGUCCUAAGCACAACAAUGGAAAAAUGCGUGCAAUUAAAAAUACCACUUAAAGUAAAGGUUAAGAUAGGAAAAAGCUGGGGGGAUUUAAAAUAA